Setaria italica (foxtail millet) is the source of this 4999-nucleotide messenger RNA. Its product is annotated as putative disease resistance protein RGA4. Gene Ontology annotation, molecular function: ADP binding. The coding region runs from base 802 to 4437 and encodes 1211 amino acids. The transcript has 5 exons. Lineage: Eukaryota; Viridiplantae; Streptophyta; Magnoliopsida; Poales; Poaceae. Gene Ontology annotation, biological process: defense response to other organism. The record is from RefSeq and is a predicted model, not a curated record.
CUCUCCCUGCUGCUGCUCAUUCUCCCUUCACCGAACUACUUGUUGCAAUCAGAAGAAAGAUCAAAGAGUUGAAGAGACGGAUCGGAAGCUAGUCACCGUUGAUUGGUUCGUGAGUGAUGUUAUGAUCCGUCCCUCCAUCAUAACCGUUGGAACCCAGCUGAUGCAGAAGCUAAGUACCUGAAGCAAUUUGUAGAAACGAAUAGAACUGGUUAUUUCACUUAUUUCUUUGCUCAAACUUUGCUGUUUGGCAGGCUUGUUCUUGUGCUAAAAUGACUCCGGCUUCGGCUCAUUCAGUGUGCCUUAUCCGCUUCGGCCCUCCCCAACAUGCCUUUUUUUUUUCCCUAUUUCUUUUCUUGCCGAGCGUGCUUUAUCUCCUUCGUUGAAUUCACUGGCACCCGUUGCGUUCGAUGCUCGCGCAGCAGCCUGGGACCUCGAGCUCGCCCGCGGCCCGCCUAGGAGCUCCGGCAGCCGGUCCGCUCCGCCGCCGGUGCGGCAACCACGCCGCCGUCAGACCGCCUCACGCGGCCACCGGUCGUCCCCGCGAUACACCGCCGCCGGUGCGCCGUACGCGGCGGCGCUGUCCCGCCGCUCCUCCACCUACCGUCGGCCUGCGCCACCACCAGCGCACCGGCAGCACCGCGAGCUGCCGCGCCGCCCCAACGUUGGUCCUUCCCGAGCCCGGUGUCGUCACCAAGGUCGCGGAGAGAAGGUUGCAUUCAGGAGAUCGAGCUGCCGGAUCGGAGGAGGUCAUAUCAGCCGUGUUGGUUGUGCACUUGUGUUGCUGCCGGCGGAGAAGCAACCAUGGUGAUCGGGCCACUGAUCUCCAUGGUGAUGAAGAAGGCAUCCAGCUACCUGCUGGACCAAUACAAGGUGAUGGAAGGCAUGAAGGAGCAGCGCAAGACCCUGGAGCGCAAGCUCCCAGCAAUCCUGCACAUCAUCCAGGAUGCGGAGGAGAAAGGAGCCUCCCGACCUGAAGUAGCAGCUUGGCUCAAAGACCUCAAGACAGCAGCCUAUGAGGCCAACGACGUCUUUGAUGAGUUCAAGUACGAGGCGCUUCGGCGAGAAGCCAAGAAGAAGGGCCACCACAGCAAGCUUGGAGCGGAGGUAGCAAGACUCCUCGUCCCCGCUCGUAAUCCCAUUGUAUUCCGUUACAGGAUGGGCAAGAAGCUACGCAAGAUUGUGCAGACCAUCGAGGCCUUGGUCACCGAGAUGAAUACAUUUGGUUUCAGGCACUUGCAGCAAGCACAGCCAUCAAGGCAGUGGCGACAGACAGAUUCCAUAAUCAUUGACUCCGACAGAGAUAUUCUUAGCAGAUCUAGAGAUCGGGAGAAGAAGAAAAUCGUGGGGAUGCUCCUUGAUCAAGCUAGCAACAGGGAUCUCAUGGUUCUUCCAAUUGUUGGGAUGGGUGGGAUGGGCAAGACCACCUUUGUGCAACUCAUUUACAAUGACCCUGCAAUCGAGAAGCACUUUGAGCUUCGAAGGUGGUGCUGCGUGUCAGAUGAUUUCGAUGUCAGUACCAUUGCAAGCAACAUCUGCCAGACCAAUGAGAAAUGUCGUGAAAAAUCAUUGCAGGAGCUCCAGAGUACAAUAAGUGGAAAAAGGUACCUCAUUGUGUUAGAUGAUGUAUGGAAUCGGGAUGCUGAUAAGUGGGGAAAACUAAAGACCUGCCUUAAACAGGGUGGCAAGGGCAGUGCAGUACUAACAACAACUCGUGAUGCAGAAGUGGCUCGCAUUAUGACCAUGGGUGUAGCUGAAGCCCAUAAUAUCGAGAAUCUGAGUGACGAGCAUUUAAAGGAAAUUGUCCAGAGCAGAGCAUUCAGCUUGCAAAAUCCAAAUAUAGAAGAGCAAGAUGGCAUUCUCAGUGGAUUUGUUCGUCGAUGCGUUGGAUCUCCCUUGGCUGCCAAAGCCUUUGGCUCUAUGUUGAGUAACAGGACUAGUAUAAAUGAAUGGAAGGAUGUAUUAGCUAAAAGUGACAUUUGUAGUGAGAAAACCGGAAUUUUACCGAUCCUCAAGCUCAGUUUUGAUGACCUAUCCCCAGAUAUGAAGCAGUGCUUUGCAUUUUGUGCUUUAUUUCCUAAAGAUUAUGAGAUUGAUGUGGACCUCUUGAUUCGACUGUGGAUGGCACAUGACUUCGUACCUGUGCAAGAGGAUGACAAUCCAGAAACCGUAGGAAAAUAUAUUUUCGAGGAGCUAACUCGGAGGUCAUUCUUUCAAGAUGUUAGGCAAACACGUCCAAUUGGCAAUCUUCGUAGGUCAACCAUAUGCAGGAUACAUGAUCUCAUGCACGACAUUGCUCUAUCAGUUCUGCGGAAAGAAUGUGUCACUAUAGUUGAUAAGCCGAGCGUCAACAAGCUGUUGCUAAAUCCGACCCGCCACCUCUUCUUAUCAAUAUACGGUGUUAGUCCUGUUUUCGUGCAAGAACAGGUUACAAGUCUAUUGAAGAAACAAACUGCAAUGCUCCAUACGUUGUUUAUCAAAGGUUAUGGUCAACCCCUUGAUAUAUCAAAGUACACUUCACUGCGAGCAUUACACCUUCCAGCAGAUAGGUUAUCAUGUGUAGGACAGGAACAGCUUACAAGACACAUACAGCACCUAAGGUAUCUUAAUCUGUCGUCACAUGAGUUCGAGAAACUUCCUGAAGGUAUAAGCAUGAUGUAUAAUCUACAAACGUUGGACCUCUCUCAUUGCAGACACCUUCGUCAACUUCCAAAGGAUAUGAAGUAUAUGGCAAACCUCCGACACCUCUAUACCCAUGGAUGCAAAUCAUUGACGUGCAUGCCUCCAGGACUUGGACAGAUCACUUCUCUGCGGACUCUAACUUAUUUUGUUAUUGGUGAUGGCUUGGGAUGUAGUACUAUUGCGGAACUUCAAAACUUAAAUCUUGGUGGAGAGUUAGAGUUAAGUGGUCUGCAAAAUGUAACAGAAGUGCUUGCAAAAGCAGCCAAUCUUGAAAAAAAAGAGAAACUCACAUACUUAUCUCUCAAGUGGAAUGAUGAUGCCCGUGAGAAACCAGAUUCUCAUAAUGAGGUGUUAGAUGCCCUUAAACCUCAUCAUCAGCUGGAGAUGCUAAGAAUAAAGUCCUACAAAGGCACCAAUUUACCGUCAUGGAUAACAGAUCUUAGUAUGUUGCAGCACUUGACUGAGCUCCAUCUGCUUGGUUGUAUGCUGUGUGAGGAAUUUCCUCAAUUCUGCCAUUUCAAAGCCCUUGAAGUUCUGCAUUUGGAAAAGUUGGACAAAUUGCGAAGCCUAUGCAGCCAUAUGGUGUCUACGCCAUUUCCAGCACUGAAGCAACUCCGGUUACAUGAUUUGGAGAGCUUGGAGAGAUGGGUCGCAACAGAAGGAAAAGAAGAUGAUGAAUUAACCUUUCCUCUACUUGAGGAGGUCGAUAUAGACAACUGUCCAAAGUUGACUAGCCUACCUGAAGCACCAAAGCUCAGGGUUGUAAGUUUGGAUGAAGGCAAGCCGCUGCUCUCCUUAGGAAUAGUUAAAUCAAGGCACAUGUCUUCAAUUUCUAAGCUAAAGCUGCGUGUCCAUGACACAGAAGCACUGCCUGAGAUAGAUUAUAAUUGGGAUUCAUCACAGAAACAGAAACUAUCUUUGGGUGGCACAGAAGCCGCACCUCUGUCAGAACUGAACAUAUCUGGCUGCAACUUUUUCUUCGUAUCAAGCCAGUCACAGCUAACACCUGGGGUCUGGAAAUGGUUUGAACAUCUUGUAUAUUUCACAAUUGAAAACUGUGAUGUGCUCAUCUACUGGCCAGAAGAAGUGUUCCAAAGCUUGGUAUCUUUGAAGGAGUUGUGGAUUCAGUCCUGCAACAAGCUAAUAGGGCCCACACAAGCGAAAGGUGUCGAACCUACACAAACGACAGAUCAACUCCUACCACAUCUAAACAUGAUACGUAUAUACUGUUGUGAAAGCAUGGCACAGCUCUUCAUUCUUCCCCCAUCUAUCAGACUUAUUCAUAUUGAGGAAUGCCCUAAGCUUGAGUUCAUAUGGGGAAAGGAGGAGCAUAUUGACACAUAUACAUCGCUGGAACAUUGCCGCGACCCUGCAUCCACCACUGGUAACCUAGAGCAAUCGCCGUCUCCAAUUAUUCGCCGUCCAUGCCUUGUAGAUCUAUCUAUAAGCAGUUGUGAUAGCCUGUUAACACUUCCAAAUCUACCACCGUCCCUCAAAUAUUUACACAUCUGGAGCUGUGAGAAGCUCUGCUCUGUGUCAGGAGACCUGUGUGCACUCGAGGAGCUACAUAUUUUUGACUGCAAUAAGUUACAGUCAGUCAAUUCCUUGGGAGACCACCCAUCAUUAGAAACACUGUAUCUUAAUCGCUGCCGAUGCCUUGCAUCUUUAGGAUGUGAUGGUGGUCGUGGAAGUUACUCUGCUCUUCAGAGCCAUAAGAUCGAAGACUGCCCAGCCAUAGACAUGAAGCAGUUUUACUAACGCCAUCAAACAGCUGCUUGACAGCUUUGAAUAUGAAGACGUAUCACACGUUCAUUCAAGCAGCUCUGAUGAAGUUGAUGCGGAAUCACUGAAGUACUACUGAAACGAGAUCCUGAUCGGUCUCAGUUUUGGAGAGCAAUUUGUGGUGAACGGAGGCAGUCCAAGGCUUCAAGAACUCAUGGAGUCGUGCUGUACCAUUCUGCACUGCCAGGGCCAAAACAACACAAUUCCUUUAUAUAAGUUGGACAUGACCCAUUUGUCCUUAAAAAGCAUAAAGGAGGGCACUCACAUGUACACACGACUGCUAUCUGGAAGCUUCAUUGCAGAUCUAGAGAUCAGGAGAAGAAGGAAAUCGUGGGGAUGCAGAUUUGCUUUCAACGGUCAAAACAGAGCUACAAAUGAUUAGUUGUAGUCGUGUGUGGUCCUUCCAUCACGAGUCGGUUUUUUCUUUUGCGCUAUAGAGAAGCUUUUCAGUUGUUGUCUCUUUUACGGUUGAUUUGAUUCCUUUUUUCCUUUCUAUGGGCCUGUUUGGCUCCACCCUAUUAAAGUUUAACACCUGUCA